This is a messenger RNA of Danaus chrysippus (African queen), 1080 nucleotides long. NCBI's taxonomy places the organism in Eukaryota, Metazoa, Arthropoda, Insecta, Lepidoptera, Nymphalidae. The record is from the annotation of a GenBank genome assembly.
AUGAAUGAAUUGGACAGUCUGCGCCAGGAGGCGGAAACCUUGAAGAAUGCCAUCCGGGUUAGUUGUUAUAGAUUUGUAUGUAGUUAUACUAUAACAUUGUUUUGUUACGUUAAGGAUGCCCGCAAGGCGGCGUGCGACACGUCGCUGGCGCAGGCCACCGCCAACCUGGAUCCCAUCGGACGGAUCCAGAUGAGGACCCGCAGGACGCUCAGGGGACAUCUGGCCAAGAUCUACGCCAUGCACUGGGGCAGCGACUCGAGGAACCUAGUGUCAGCCAGCCAGGACGGCAAGUUGAUCGUGUGGGACAGUCACACCACCAACAAGGUGCACGCCAUACCGCUCAGGUCCUCGUGGGUCAUGACCUGCGCGUACGCACCCUCGGGCUCGUACGUCGCGUGCGGGGGGCUCGACAACAUAUGCUCCAUCUACAGCCUGAAGACCCGCGAAGGUAACGUGCGCGUGUCCCGCGAGCUGCCUGGCCACUCGGGCUACCUGUCGUGCUGCCGCUUCCUGGACGACAACCAGAUACUCACCAGCUCCGGGGACAUGACCUGCGCUCUGUGGGACAUCGAGACGGGUCAGCAGUGCGGCCAGUUCACGGGUCACACGGGUGACGUCAUGUCGCUGUCCCUCGCGCCCGACCAGCGGACCUUCGUGUCGGGGGCCUGCGACGCCUCCGCCAAGCUGUGGGACAUACGCGACUGCCAGUGCAAACAGACCUUCCCGGGGCAUGAGAGCGACAUCAACGCUGUUACUUUCUUCCCAUCCGGGUUCGCGUUCGCCACCGGCUCGGACGACGCCACGUGCCGCAUGUUCGACAUCCGCGCGGACCAGGAGCUGGCGAUGUACUCCCACGACAACAUCAUCUGCGGCAUCACCAGCGUCGCCUUCUCCAAGUCUGGCCGCCUGCUGCUGGCCGGAUAUGAUGACUUCAACUGUAACGUGUGGGACUCUAUGAAGAGCGAGCGCGCCGGUAUCCUCGCCGGCCACGACAACCGCGUGUCCUGCCUGGGCGUGACUGAGAACGGCAUGGCUGUGGCGACCGGCUCGUGGGACUCGUUCCUGCGCAUAUGGAACUAG